This is a messenger RNA of Coffea eugenioides, 1020 nucleotides long. RefSeq names its product F-box/kelch-repeat protein At3g23880-like. The coding region runs from base 1 to 1020 and encodes 339 amino acids. The transcript is spliced from 2 exons. Gene Ontology annotation, molecular function: protein binding. The record is from RefSeq and is a predicted model, not a curated record. Lineage: Eukaryota; Viridiplantae; Streptophyta; Magnoliopsida; Gentianales; Rubiaceae.
AUGGAGGAGCUACCAGCACCCCUUGAAUUACUACCCCAUCUCCCUAAUGAACUCAUCAUUCUUGAAAUCCUUCCAAGACUCCCAGUCAAGUCACUUUUGAAAUUCAGGUGCGUUUCGAAAUCAUGGCUUUCUUCAAUCUCAACCCCGCAUUUCAUCAAAGCCCAUCUCGAAAAAUCAUCCCAAAACAAAGAUCACAGUCACCACAGCCUCAUUGCACACUCUUCUGCACCACAUUUAGCUUUCAAGAACUGCUCUGUUCAGUCUUUGCUGCAACAGCCAGUUACUCAUGCAACUAAUGUUAAUUAUCCCGUUGCAAAUACCUCUAGUUCAAUCUCUGUUGUGGGUUCUUGCAAUGGGUUGAUUUGCAUUGUUGUAAACGGUGAACAAAUUCAUAUAUGGAAUCCAUCCACGACAAAAUCAAAGACGUUGAAUGACUCAGAUUUUAUAAGGGAGAAGCAUUGCUACACUAUUUAUGGUUUUGGACAUGAUGAGAUGAAUGAUGAUUACAAUGUAGUGGCGAUUAUAAACCCUCUAAUCGUUUGGGGGAAAUAUGUAGAAGGAAAGCUACACUGGCCUGGUUUCAGUGGUAAGCAAGACAGGGCUGUUGUUUCUUUUGAUUUAGCUCAAGCUAAAUAUGGAGAAUUGAAGCUUCCAAUCAAUGGAGAUGGAGCUUCGUUUCCGCUACUCGGAGUACUAGGGAGGUGCCUUUGUGUAAUGUACGAGUAUCAGUGGUCUAGUGUGGAUCUAUGGGUGAUGAAGGAGUAUGGAGUGAUGGAAUCUUGGAUCAAGAUGCUUACUUUUCCAAGUUUUGGGAUUCGAGGCCAUGUCCCGUUGUGCAUUUCAAGAAAUGGUGAAGUUUUAAUCCAAUUUGAAUCUACUCUCAAGUUGUACAAUUUGCAAGGUGAUUCAGUCGGAAAUCCUAAGAUCAUGAACAUGGAUGAAUGCUGCGAUGCAAUCUACUAUGUUGAGAGCCUGGUUUCUGCAAAUGCUAAUGAUAAAAAAGACAGGCGACAUGGAUAG